CCCCUUCCUGAAUUCCUGCCACUUCUCCAGUCUAUCUUUGGAAAUUCACCAGUCAUGCUUUUUUGGCAUAGUCAACCUGAUCAUUACUGGCCAGGUCCGGGAGAAAUGUAUCCUUGCCCUGGCAACAAUAUCAUAAGAGAGCCACUGUCACUGCCAUUCCUAAAGCAGGAGGAACCAAACAUCUCAACAUCAGCUGAGCAGCAUUGCCCAUCUUUCCAGUAUAUUCUGUGUGCUGUUACCUCUCCAGCUGUCAAACAGCAUGAGGAAACUCUCACUUAUCUCAACCAAGGGCAAUCAUAUGAAAUCCGGAUGCUGUGUAAUCCCAAAAUAGGUGAAUUUGCUGAGGGGCGGAAGCUGCUGAAGAGUGUAAUCAGAGUGGUCUUCCAUGACCGAAGACUGCAAUACACAGAACACCAGCAAUUAGAGGGAUGGAGAUGGAACAGGCCAGGUGACCGCAUCCUGGAUAUUGAUAUCCCAAUGUCUGUGGGCAUUCUGGAGCCCCACAUGCCCUCCACUUUGCUCAAUACUGUGGAAUUCCUGUGGGACCCAACUAAGCGCACUUCAGUCUUUCUGCAGGUCCACUGCAUUAGUACCGAGUUCACACUUCGUAAGAAUGGUGGGGAAAAAGGGGUCCCCUUUCGCAUCCAAGCUGACACCUUCAAGCCCAAUGAGAAGGGUGAGCACAUGGAACACUUGCACUCCGCCAGCUGUCUCAUCAAAGUCUUCAAGCCCAAAGGAGCAGACCGGAAACAGAAAACAGAUAGGGAGAAGAUUGAAAAACAGUCCCUCCAGGAGCGGGAGAAGUACCAGCCUUCAUAUGACAGCACAGUUUUGACAGAGUGUUCCCCUUGGCCUGAAGUUUCCAGCAAUCUCAACAGUCCUCCAUCAACUCCUGGCCUUGUCUCUCCACAUCCUUUCAAGCUUCAAACCCCUGAAAGAGUCUGCUCCUCACCCAGUUAUGCCUUGGACAGUUCAUCAGAGGGCAUGGCAGAGACCCUGAAUCCAAGCGCCUCCAUUUUGGAAACUCAACAGUGGUUACUUAAAAACAGGUUCUCCAAUUAUUCCAGGGCUUUUGCCAGCUACACAGGAACGGAUUUGCUCAAACUGUCCCGCAAUGAUCUUGUACAGAUCUGUGGAAUGGCAGAUGGGAUUAGACUUUCAAAUGCUCUAAAAGCAAGGACUGUGCGCCCUCGUCUCAUUCUUUAUGUGUCCAAGGAACUGGAAGCAAGUGGGAACAAUGCUCCUCCAAACCCAGCAUCUGUUAUAUACCAAGAGUUAUAUCUGGAGGAACUGACUGCCACGGAGCUGACUAAUAAAUUGGCAGAACUGCUUAGCGUCCCAGCCAAUCAGGUCCAGCAAGUUUCCAAACAGGGGCCUACAGGAAUUCACAUCCUUGUGAAUGAUCAGGUAUGGUGCAGACUUAUUUUAAGAAUGAGCCUUACCUCUUAGAAACACAGAAGAUUGAAUCCUUAUCUCCAAAGAUUAAAGAAUAGAGAUUAGAAGAGCACAAUUAUUAUUCUUGCAGCGUUCUGACCAUGCACUUUCAAAGAGGCGAAUCUAAGGGAUUCUGGCUGCAACGAUCAGGCUAAAGGUUUUAAUGCCCGCAUUCACUUCUGCUGAUCUAUACUGGGAAAGUCCUGGCAGUUCCAUAGCAUCCCUACCUCUUUCCUUACCAGUAGCACUGUGGUUGGGCUUUAUGACCAAUCACUACCUAUUUUCUUGUUUGUUUGUUCAGUUUAUAUAGCUACCCACCUCACUAAACAAGGAAAUCUAUUAGGAAGGUGUCUUUAAUGCUGUUUAGUGGUAAGUUUAAAAGUGGAUAAACUUUUUUCAGUUAUCUAUAUCUCCAGCUUUUUUUCUUGAAAAACUAAGUAUGAUUUAAUUAGAUGUGUUUUGCUAUUUAAAUAAACAUGGUGAACUGGGGAGAAUAGCUUAAUCCCAAAUAACUCCAAAGAUGAUUUGCAUAAAACUAGUCUCUCUUACCCUCUGCUGACUUUAAUUGUUCAGUCCAUACCCUAGCAUCUUUUGUGAGCUCUGCCAGCAUUUAACUUUGGCUGAUGCCAAUGAAUUAGACUCUUUUUCUUCCAUAAAGUCAUUUCAGAAGUUGAGAAUGGAUUAUGAUCAUAUAUGCUUGAAAGCACAGAUUAUAAACAGACAUUGCUUAAUUGGGAAAUCCAGAUCAAAUCAGUUUCAGCUACAGCAUUUACCUAAAUGGUAGU
Molecule: messenger RNA, 2219 nt
Organism: Thamnophis sirtalis
Lineage: Eukaryota; Metazoa; Chordata; Lepidosauria; Squamata; Natricidae
Product: transcription factor CP2-like protein 1
Biological process (GO): regulation of transcription by RNA polymerase II
Cellular component (GO): nucleus
Molecular function (GO): DNA-binding transcription activator activity, RNA polymerase II-specific; RNA polymerase II cis-regulatory region sequence-specific DNA binding
Source: RefSeq, a predicted model, not a curated record